This is a messenger RNA of Brassica oleracea var. oleracea, 2160 nucleotides long. RefSeq lists its product as uncharacterized. The record is from RefSeq and is a predicted model, not a curated record. Gene Ontology annotation, biological process: protein folding in endoplasmic reticulum. The transcript has 3 exons. The coding region runs from base 352 to 2052 and encodes 566 amino acids. NCBI's taxonomy places the organism in Eukaryota, Viridiplantae, Streptophyta, Magnoliopsida, Brassicales, Brassicaceae. Gene Ontology annotation, cellular component: membrane; cytoplasm.
UGCAAGAUUCAAAAAACUGUGGACCGCUAACAAUCAUCUUAUACAUUGUUCCCAAAUUCUUUUCGAUAAACCUAUCUCAAAACCUCUUCUCUGUUCUGUCCAUUGUCUUCGCGGAUCAGAGAGUGCUUGUCUGACUCUACAGCUUCCGCGUUUUUUUAAUCAUUUUGAAAGUCUUUUGUUUGACUCUUCUCCUUUCCUUUUUACAAUUACACCACAACGGUUUUUAAAACAUAGUGGCUGAGAUUGAGGUAGAUCGCCGGAAUCUCAUUGGAGACUGCGGCGUUGAAAAGGGUGUGUGUGAACUGUUCGUUUAGUGUUUUUGUGGUGAUCUGAUUCUUGACUGGAUGUGAAAUGCAAAGAUCACGGAGAGCUCUUCUGAUUAGAACAAGAAGAGCUUCUGAGAGUGCUUCUAAUGGAAGGAACCGCCUCUACAAAGUUUCUUUGUCUCUCGUUUUCCUCAUUUGGGGGCUUCUCUUGUUAUCUACUUUAUGGAUCAGCCAUGGAAAUGGUGACCAAGGAGGGAGGUCUUUAGGCCAAGUUGAUCCAGAUGCUGUUAGUGCAAAUGAGACAGCUGAACAUGUUGAUGCACCACCACUAGACUCUACUUUUGUUCAUUCUACUCUUGAUAUACCUUCAGCCGAAAAAAUCAAAGACGUACACAUUCUAUCAAAGCAAGUAGAAGUCAAUAACACAGUCACAGGAAACCUUACAGAAAGCAAAGGAAGUGACACUGUGAAGCAAAGUGAGAUGAUUAGUAAUAACUCAGGUCCAGUGAAUGACAAAGAGACAGGGCGUCCUGUUCCGUUUGGUCUUGAUGAGUUCAAGAGCAGGGUGUCCAGCUCUAAAGACAAAUCUUUGUCUAGCCAAGUCAGCGGCGUGACUCACAGGAUGGAGCCUGGUGGCAAAGAGUACAACUACGCAGCAGCCUCGAAAGGAGCUAAAGUCUUGUCAUCUAACAAGGAAGCAAAAGGAGCUACAAGCAUCAUAACCCGGGACAAAGACAAGUACCUUCGGAACCCGUGUUCAACUGAAGAGAAGUUCGUUGUCUUAGAACUUUCAGAAGAAACGUUGGUGAACACAAUCAAGAUUGCAAAUUUCGAGCAUUACUCUUCUAAUCUCAAGGACUUUGAGAUUCUUGGAACCUUGGUUUAUCCUACUGAUGCAUGGGUUCAUCUGGGGAACUUCACAGCUUUAAACAUGAAGAACGAGCAGAACUUUACACUCGGUGAUCCACAGUGGGUGAGAUAUCUAAAGCUAAGUUUCCUAAGCCAUUACGGUUCAGAGUUUUAUUGCACCUUGAGUUUAUUAGAAGUUUAUGGAGUGGACGCUGUGGAACGAAUGCUAGAGGAUUUGAUAUCUAUCCAAGACAAAAACAUAGUGAGACCUCAAGAAGAACAAAAAGAGAAGAAGGAGAGCGAUGACGACAUGAGUAAACAAAAGGAGAAGGAAGAAGAAACCUCACCAGAGAGUGCGGUUGAAGUAUCGAAUGAGAGAAAAAAGCUGCCAGAUCUGGUGGAAGAGAUAAAACAUCAUCAACCAGGGAGCAGGAUGCCAGGGGACACGGUGUUGAAGAUAUUGAUGCAGAAGAUAAGGUCACUGGACUUGAGCUUGUCAGUGCUAGAGAGUUAUUUGGACGAAAUGAGUUCUAGAUACGGGAAGAUAUUCAAGGAGAUGGAUCAGGAGGCGAGCAAGAGAGAGGAGGAGGUGGCGAAGAUGUGGCUAGAGGUAGAUAGAAUGAAGGAGAGUGAAGAGAAGAUUAAGGAGGAAGCAAUGGAGAUGAGAGAGUGGCGAAGUAGAGUAGAGAUAGAGAUUGAGAACAGUGAGAAGGAGAAGGAGAAAUUGAAGGAGAGGUUGGAGCUAGUGUUGGAAAGAAUGGAGUGGAUGGAGAAGAAAGGCGUGGCUGUGUUCACCAUCUGUGUUGGGUUUGGGGCUAUCGCGGUUGUAGCUGUGCUUCUUGGUAAGGGUAUCGGUCGAGCAGAGAUGACUGGUAGCUUGGCUUGGCUGAUGUUGUUGAUAAGCUCUACAUUUGUUAUGUUUGUUUUGUCUCUUUGAGCUUUUCAGUUUUGUUCUAGUUUUUAUUGUAGAGGAGGUAGUUGCGUCUUUUCUUAUACCGAAUAAAAUAUUCAUCUUCAGAUGAUGAUUAGUUUUGUUGUGCUCAAA